GAUAGGGUCCCACAAGUGAGGGAGCGAAAGAGAGAGAGAGAGUGUUCCCCCCUCCUGAACACUCAACUACAAUUCCUUUUACAUCGACUCCCCCCUGCUGUAUUUUGAGGAAUAUUGGAUUACUUUCCGCACCGGAGCACUAACCGAGCACAUCCAGGGAUGGUCAGGUGGUACUUUGGUGUUGAAGUGUGAGGUGAACCAUGAAGCUGUACUUGAGGCUGGCCACUUGCAGAGACAGCAGCCACACAGUGUACAGCAGGAUCGACUUAGGCCCCAUCAGCAUGCAGCUGGGUCCUCAGUAAGGACAAGUGGACCUGGUCCUCUCCUCUUCACCUGGGGCCAGGGCUGCAGAAUGCUCAGUCCUGCCACCCCAUACAGUCUAUUGAAGAUGCACUGGUCUCCGGAGCACGGCGCCCCUUUAUCUCAGUGGCCUGAGCAGCACCUAGAUGUGACAUCCACCACCUCCCCACAGUCUGCCCACAAACAAGACCCCUAUAGUACUGCUGCCCGGCGCACCUAUGCCCCUGCUGGGUAUCCUUGGGCCAGUGACGACAUAUCUGCUCUUACGGCUUCUUCGCUGCUCAAGCGAUAUGCGGAGAAGUACUCAGGUCUGGAGUUGUCAUAUGAACGCCCUGCUACAGGCGCCUACUCUGAGUCUGGAAGUUUCCUAAAAACUGAAACCGAGCCCUGGGCUCUGAGCCAAGGCAUGGAUUGCUACCCCGGACUUGAGGCACUAACUGGCUCCAAGGUGGGGUCUGCCUCUGUAGGAAUCCCGGCCACAGGAAGUGUAACAUUAGUGAGUAGUAACUUGGUCACGGAACCAGGCUAUGGUGGCACUACGUCCUGCAAUGCCCCAUCAUCUCAGGAAUAUCCUCCUGCCUACAACAGCACCUAUCUGUCGCCCGGAUACUGCCCUCAGCCCAGUGCAGCACUUCCACCUGCCCCUCUGCACACCUUGCAGCCAACCCCUACUCUAGUGCCAAGCUACAGCACCCGCACUCCGGUCUACAACUACCCACCGGGUUGCUACCCCCAAACCAGCCUUUCUUCUGGAUACAGCCACCCCAGUGCCUCCUAUCUUCCCUCAGGAAUUAGUGCUCCCACACCUCUAGCCCCUCGGCCUACCGUGGUCGGAGGUAGUUAUAGUUACCCAUGCCACAACCUUGGAGGGAGCACUGAUGGAGGUCUUAAACGCAAGGCCUUUGAGAUGACAGAUGAAGUACAGGAGGAGGUAGAAGCAGAGGGAUCACGCUACAAAAAGUAUGGCAACGGUCCAGGAAACAGUCACAGCAAAGGUAGCGGUAAUAGCCAGGCCAAUGGCUAUGACGUUAGCCGUCCUGCCAACGACCAGCAGGCCUACAAACCUGGAAAGCCCCUGAUUUCACCUCCAUACAACAGAGCAGGGAACUAUAGCCCACCGUCAGGCCUUGCAAGGGAAAGCGUAACAGGGGAGCACAGCUUUUCUCAGCAGCAAAGAAUGUCUGUGAAGAUACCUGCAUCUCACACACGAGCUGAGGACACCACUGGUGGCCACUGAUGAUGCCAAUCAACAUCAGGGAGGAGUACCUAAAGACUGAGGGGUACUGGAACAACACUGACUUGUUCUGCAAAAGGUGUAAUCUCUCUGGCAAACACAAGAGGGCACAAGACUUCUAUUUCUUGUGGAUGUCCAUCAUUUGUCUUUCUUCAUAUUUUUCCAAAGAUUCACAAGUGUUAGGUUGAGCUAUUCUCUACAUAGACAGUCUAAAUAUCAGAGUGUCUCUUUCUCUCAGGAUCUUAUCUAUUUCCUUUUGGCUACUUAGCGUUGUUUAAGAAGUUGGUGUACUAAUUUGUAGCCAUUAUUUAUGUAAAAAGGCCUUUGACUGCAAAAAUGCUCUUUGGCACCACAAAAUGACCAAAAAGGAAAGCAAGCAAUAACUAAAAUGUUGAGAUUGCCGUUCUACUUUAGCAUAAUCACUGAUAAAUCUGACUGCAGGCCUUGGUGUGUCAUUGGGCCUUGGGAGAUUAAUAUCAUAGUUCUCUCUCCACCUCCUUUUGCAUUUAUUUCCUAUCGUGGAGACGUAUCUUUUCUGCUCAACAACAGUCGAUGCUUAAAUAAACAUACAGUGCUGUGAUAAAAUAUUUGUUACAGAUUUCUUUAAGUUUUACAUUUGGCAAUAGUGUUUCAGGUCAAUUAAACUCUAAAUAGCACAAUAACAAUUUCAAAAUGUUGAUUUCAUUCAUUAGAGGAAAAAAACUAACCAACCUGAUUCUUUCUGAAAAACUAAUUCCCCAUCACCUUUUUGUACAAUCAACAAAAAUAACAAGAACUAUUAAGAAUUUGCUUUGAGGUUAUAUAUAUAUGUGUAUAUACUGUAUAUCGCUGUAUACAUACAGCGAUACUGUAUAUCGCUGUAUGUAUAUAAUUUUGGCCCACUCAUCUUAGAUUGUGUUUAAUUCAGUCACAUUGUAGUGCUUUAGAGCUUGUAGACUUUGUUUAAGGUAGUGCCACAGCAUUUCAAUAAGAUUCAAGUCUGGACCCCAACUAAGUCACUCUGUUGUCUCUUUUUGUUAGCCUUUUGGACAGUGUGCUUUGGAUCACUGUCCUGCUGGAAAACCAAAAUGCACAUGAUCUUAAGGUUCCAACCUGAUAGCUGGACUUUCUCCUUCAGGAUGUACUGCUGAAUAGCAGAGUUCAUUGUUCCAUCAGUUAUAGCAUGGUUGGUCAUGCUAUAAUGACCAGCAGUCACUAUGCUUGACUGCUGGUAUAAUGUUCUUUGUAAGAACACCUUACAAAGGUUCCAGUUUUGUCUCCUUGGUGAGCAGAAUACUCCCCAGUUUUGUUUAUAAGCAAUCUGAUAUCUUUGGACUGCAGUGGUUUUGACUUUUUUUUAUCCAGUUCUUUUCUUAACUUAACUUAUGAACACUGAUCUUCACUGAAGCAAGUGAAUCCUUUACAUGCUGUUUUAGGUUCUUAUGUGACCAUUGUUGAUGCACUUUGGAGUAGUUUUGGUAGGUUAGCAACUCCCUGGAAGGCUGGGCUACUUUUCUAUGUUUUCUCUAUUGUUGAUGAUGACACACUGUGUGUCCCUGGAGUCGUAAGACCUUUUGUUCCCCAUCUGUUCCUGAAUUUCUUUAGAUCGGGGGGAAUGGUGUGUAGCUUUUUAAUAGAGUAAUCAUGUCCUCAGACAGAUUCUUUUUAACUGAUUUCUUGAUUGUACAGGUCUGGUUGUGACUGGAGAAAUUGAACCAGUAAUAGUGGAUAAUCACAUUUAAUUAAUAGGCUAGCAGAAAGGGAUAAAUUGAUUUUUACAUAGGCCCAGGUUGAUUUGGACAACUUGAACCAGUAAUAGUGGAUAAUCACACUUAAUUAAUAGGCUAGCAGAAAGGGAUAAAUUGAUUUUUACAUAGGCCCAGGUUGAUUUGGACAACUUGCUAUAAUAAAUGAAAUCUUCAUAAAAUCAUUAUUCUGAAUUUACUCUGGUUGUGUUUGACUAAUAUUUGAACUAUUCAAGGGAGAAUACUUUGUCAUAGCACUGUAUAAAAAACCUUCAGCAAUAUACAUGAAGUCACUGUUUAAGCUUAAUUCUAUUACCAAUGAUUUAAGAUUUUAUUUUCAUUCGAAUGUAUUUAGCAUUCAAAAAAUUGCUAGACACAAAUAUCUGCAGGUUGUCUUCUAAUGGUGUAGUUACCAGGCACAUUUGUGGUAAGCUUAAGAAAACAUUAAUAGCAUCCAGUUUACCAUCCAAUAAAGGUUGUUUAUUGUAUGGAUGCUCUUCAUGCAGGUUCCAGUGCCUCAAACACUUUCUGCUCAACAUUAUAGUCUUUAUGAAGAAUUGCCUGCUUAUCUGCUUUGAUUUACUCUUUUUAAUAUGCAAUCUCUUUACUUAACCCUAUUAGAAGGAUGAUUUAUAGACAUGUUAUUGAAAAACUCAGGAAGAAUAUUGUUACCUCAGAAUGAUAAAAGUAAGAAUGUAUGUUAUAACCUUAGGGUGUUGGUAGCGAGCUUUAUGGAGCAAGAUGGUGAAAGAAAACAGAGCCAUGGCUAAAAACUUCAGGGAAACCACAAACGUUCAUGCCUUCAGUAAUAUAAAAUGUCAGCAUGCUCACACAAUUGCACACAUAGGAAAACACAAUCCCAUCCAUUUUAUUGCUCUGGGAAACUUGAAGUUUUCUUACCAAGGCCCGAAAUGUUGAAUGUAAUUCAGAUAUUUUUUUUAAGGACAAUACAUGCCAUAAUGUACAUCAGUGAUGUUUUUUAGAUAUAUAAAACAUAUUUUCUUUGUGUAUAGCUGUAAUUCUCCUAUAGGUUUUGGUGGAAAAAUUUAUGCUAUGUUAAGUGUUAGUGUAGUUAGUGUUAGGGAAAAGGUUUUGCAGACCAACUUUGUCAAAACAAAGCACUCCUGGUAAAAAAAAAAAACCCAACAAAGACAAAAACAUUUCCAUAUAUCAACAUCUACAUCAUGUUGGAAUGCUUGCUAAAUGUCUUAAUUAAAAGUUAGCAGUUCACUGUAACUUUUUUCAAAUUUGAAUCAAAAUCUAUAAAAAAAUGUUUGAAAAGAUGUCGCUCUAGAAGUUUUUUGGUGAUAUUAUCUUGCAAGAGUGGGAUGAGACUUUGCUGUCUCCUUAAACACUCAGACAUCAGAAACUCGACCGUUUUUUAAAAAUCAAACUUGUGUUAAAAUGUCGCAAACAAAUCCUCUUUAAACAGAGCUCUGUACUAUUUUUAAGAAAAAAAUACAGAUGUUAAGAAUGGAUGAAAGCAACUUGACUAGACUUUUAUAAAUUUCAAGCUCUUAGCUAAAAGGACUAUACGCUCUUCAGUGCCACACAAACUGCAUGUUUUAUAGUAGAAUAUGCACAGCAGCAAUUAUUUCAAUUUUUUUGUUUCUCUGAUGCAGAGAAGGAUGUGGAGUCAAAUCUGAACUUCUGUUAUCUUUUUAAUUCACUCAUCAUUUCUUCUACAUUCUCCUAAACUGUUUCUACCUCAUUUUUAAGACAUUGUACGUGGCAGUAUUUAUUUCAUGUCAUUUUUAGAUGCCUGCAUAAAGAGCAAUGUUUUUUGCUGUUGACCUGUUUAAGUCUACCUCACUACCGACUGUUCUGUCAUGUUCUAUCAGAUGAAAAUACACAAAAUCAAAUCAUGCUUGACUUUCUUUGUUUUUUUUUUUUUCUUUGAAAACAAGAAGGGGUUUGGUUCAUUCAUACAACUUUUUUUGUGAUAUAAAAGGACUUUUCAGUGUUUCUCUUUCUUGAUUUUUAUUUAACUAAUCACCGAGCUAGCUAACACAACUUGAUAGCUAACAAUUUCAAUAGCUACUGUAAUUGUCAGUUUAAAUAAUACCAAUACUUCUGAAAACCUUACUAAUUCAUCUGUUAUUUUCUUCUACAACUCACACGAUGGAACUAUAAUACUGACAUGCACAGUGUAAAAAUAUUCAAAACCCUUUGUCCCAUCUGUCUGUCAGUUAGGACUAGUAAAAUAAUAUAUAUUUUCCAUAGUCACGAGAGAAAGAUUUUCUUAAUGUAACUAUACAGUCAGAGCUAUGUACAUAGGAAUGGUUUAGAUCCAAGCAGAGGCUGGUACAACAUUAACAAGAAAUCAUACUGAUCCCAUGACUCAAAAUAAAUGUUGAAUUUUC
Xiphophorus hellerii (green swordtail) is the source of this 5621-nucleotide messenger RNA. Its product is annotated as fidgetin-like. Bases 353 to 1537 code for a protein of 394 amino acids. The record is from RefSeq and is a predicted model, not a curated record. Lineage: Eukaryota; Metazoa; Chordata; Actinopteri; Cyprinodontiformes; Poeciliidae. The transcript has 3 exons.